AUGCAUCUCAUUUUGACUGGUGCCACGGGCCUGGUGGGCACUGCCGUCCUCGACGCUAUGAUCCGAACCAAGGACAUCACCAAAAUCUCCGUGCUCAGUAGACGGCCUGUCAAGUUCACCGAUGACCGCAUCAACGUCAUCAUCCACCAAGACUUUGCGUCGUACGAUCAUGCCCUACUUGAGAAACUUAAGGAUGCCAAAGCUGCAGAAGCAUUUCAAUCUCUCCCCUCAAAAGCCGGGACCAAGGAACCCUUCCACUUUGUCUACGUCUCCGGCGACGGCGCAACCUUUACCCCAGGACGCCUGACCCCAAUUUUCGGACGCGUCAAAGGCGAGGCUGAGCUUGCACUGGCCGAAAUGCAAAAGUCGAACCCUUCCUCGCUCAGGGCAUCCACCGUUCGUCCUUCGUUUGUCGACUGGACCGGCCAUGAGGAGAUCAAGCCUUUUCUACCAGAGAUUGGUAUGCUCAAGAGUGCUGCGGGGAGCAUCCUGUCGCCGAUGAUGAAGUAUGUGGGGAAAAGUAGAUGGAGCCCAACCGCACCGUUGGGCAAGUUCUUGACGGGGAUGGCCAUGGCUCACCCCAAAACGCGCCACCACUCAUCGUCUCAUGGUGUCGUUGUUCCCGUGAUUUGCGACAAUGCGUGGUUCACUAUAAUAUCGAGCCCCAACAAAAACGCCUUAUUUGACGUUCUUUUCCCUCUCAAGGAGGAGUUCGACAGUAACUUUUUUGACAGUUCACCGACCAUCGGACCGGGGUUCAUGGAGAUUUUUGAGUCGAAAACACCGCCAAGUAUCGACAAUCUCAGGCGUUUGCAACUCUCGAGGGAACGAAGGAAACGUAGGGCAUAUACCUUCUUGUGCUCGAGAAAGAAGGCUGCCGCCCUCGGCCAUAUUUCGGUCCCGGAACCGAUAGCGAGAGAGGACUUAGCCGCCGAAUGA
Molecule: messenger RNA, 939 nt
Organism: Chaetomium globosum CBS 148.51
Lineage: Eukaryota; Fungi; Ascomycota; Sordariomycetes; Sordariales; Chaetomiaceae
Exons: 4
Coding region: 1-939 (312 amino acids)
Source: RefSeq, a predicted model, not a curated record